Molecule: messenger RNA, 1680 nt
Organism: Pundamilia nyererei
Lineage: Eukaryota; Metazoa; Chordata; Actinopteri; Cichliformes; Cichlidae
Product: alpha-(1,3)-fucosyltransferase 4-like
Exons: 1
Coding region: 252-1412 (386 amino acids)
Cellular component (GO): membrane
Molecular function (GO): alpha-(1->3)-fucosyltransferase activity
Source: RefSeq, a predicted model, not a curated record
UAGAAGGAGUAUUUUUGGAGCUGUGGAACGCCAUUAGCUUUAUUGGCUUAACUGUACCUUGCUCUCUUUAUCGCACCUGAAACUACAAUGACUUUAAAAGUAGAGCACACUGGGUGUGACUGCACGACUGUAAUGGACUCCGGUGUUUAACCUACUUUCCCCGAAAAGCCUCAAAUGGCUGUGCGGAUGUCUCAAAGACGAAAACUGAUAUUACAGCAGUUUUGGGGGAAUCCGCAGGGUGAAGGGCGUCGAUGGGAAUUGGGGAUCUCUGGAGACCAGAGGGCCGCCCCUCAAUUGCAGCUCACGGAGCAGACAGACGCUCAGGGUUAUUCCGGCGGAAAAACCGCUGCGUGUGUGUUCUCACAGGGGUCUGCUCCUCUGUGUGCGUGGCCACCGUGGUUUUCCUGUUACUCGUGGGAGUCUGCCUGCUCUACCUGCCGGAUGCAUUAGCGCCUGACCCGCUGGUUUCUCUCAGCCCGGUGACGCUGCUGAUUUGGACGCAUCCAUUCGGUCAGUAUCGAGAACUUCCGGACUGCCUCGAGCUGUUUCAGAUAGACGGCUGCACGCUCACGGACGACGAGCUCAGGUACCCACAGGCUGACGCCGUGAUAAUUCACCACCGGGAGAUUGCCACUGGCUACGCCGAUCUCCCACCAGAACCGCGGCCACCUGCGCAAAAGUGGAUAUGGAUGAACUUCGAGUCUCCCACGCACACGCGUGGACUCUGGCGUUUAGGGGGUGUUUUUAACCUCACGAUGAGCUACCGGACAGACUCGGACAUUUUCCUCCCCUAUGGGUAUCUGGUCCCCCUCGCGCGCACAGAGAGGGCUCUCCAGAAGAGCUUUGCGCUGCCGCUUCGUGGAUCUUACAGCUCCAAACUCCUGCGGUCACGCUUCGUGGCCUGGGUCAUCAGCAACUGGUCGGAGUCCCAGGCGCGCGUGACCUUCUACUACCAGCUGCGCCAAUACAUCCAGAUCGAUGUGUUCGGGCGCGCGGGCUCGCCGUUACCGACAGGCAGCGUGGUGCCGCUCGCCAAGCGGUACCUGUUCUACCUGGCGCUGGAGAACUCCCAGCACACCGACUACAUCACGGAGAAGCUGUGGAACGCCGUGCUGGCCGGUGCAGUCCCCGUGGUGCUGGGUCCGUCCAGGCAGAACUAUGAGCGUUUCCUGCCCCCCGAGGCCUUCAUCCAUGUGGACGACUUCCCCUCAGUGGAAGAGCUGGCCCAAUACCUGCUGAUGCUGAGGCGGAGCCCAGCUCAGAUGAGACGGCACCUGGACUGGAGGAGGGGCUACGGCGUACGCCAGCCGACCUUCUUCAACGAGCACUUCUGCACGGCCUGCAGGGCGGUCAGGAAGACCAGAGGCAGGACUAAUGUAGUCACAGACCUGACACGUUGGUUCCACUCGUGAAAACAUGCAUCAGACCUCCAGCACCUGUUUGAAAUGACGGCAAAGCCGAGAGAUAAGACCGUGAGAGGGGAAAGAUUUACUAACCACAUGCUGCUUCCAGAGUUUACAUAUCAAAUCUUUUUAUCAUCAGUGAAAGGGUAUAUUUAAUUAAGGUGAUUUAUUAAAUAGUGUAAUAACUUAAAUACAUUUAUGAUCAUUGAUCUUAUCUGAGUGAAUUCUUAUAGAAGUUAUUUUUUAUCUUAAUUAAUUAAUUUAUUUUAACUGACUC